AUGCGGUCUGUGAAUGCUAGAAUGAGACGGAUGAAAAGCGCUCCAGAAGAAUGGCAACAAAAUCUGAAAGGUCUUUUCAAAAGAGUCAUUGUGGAUGAAGCUCACGAAGUAAGGAGAAAAGGCGUUUUAUCGGCAAUCGCUUUGCGCUGGCUUGAGGCACCGGCGCUCUUAUUACUUACAGCAACCCCUAUUUGGAACGGCCUCUCGGAUAUGCUUGGACUUCUCUAUCAAUUGGAGCCACCGGGGAACCCUUGGUCAAAAGAGUCACUAGAGAAGCUUGGUGUAUUCAGUAUUGAGCCAUGGCAUACCCCAGAUAGCAGCCAGGAAAACGACUGGGACGACUGUGGUGACGAAUGUGAUUAUGCUGAAUCUGAUGAUGAAAGCGAAACCGAAGACCUCAAAAAAUUCAUGAAAAGAUUUGAUCCCUGGGAAGUCUCAUCCGACAAACCCGCUUCUUGUCUUCGAUACACGUCGGAGUCUGUUAAAGAACAUAUACUUACAGGGGGCAUUUCCUCGGUUACUCAAUGUCAGAGAAUGAGAGAGGUCCUGAAAACAUGUAUGAUCAAGAGAUCAUAUGGAUCAGUAGUUGAUGGCCAGAUUGUGGGUAAAGCUCUGCCAGCUGUUCAAAAUAUAUCUGUCCACCUUGCGUUCACUCCUGAGGAACAAACGAUAUACGAAAGUAUAAGCCAUUGUGUGGAACAAAGUUCCAAGAGUCGACGGAAGAAGAACAAAGAUGGAAAUGAUGACAGUCCUGAUGAGAGUCAUGAUGACCCAGGCUUGCUAAGUGCCUCAAAGUUUCGAAGGCUUUGCCUGGUCACUUCUUGGACGGAGUUUGACCCUCUUGCCCCGUCAUAUACAGCAAAGAAGUUGAAGGAGCGUCGAAAAGAGAGGGUACUGUCUGCACACGCGAUCCUACAGGAUGUUUACAACGCAAAGAGACAAACUCCCUACCGCAUGGUAGAUUCACCCGAAACACUUCUUACUACCCAGAUAUAUCCACUUCCUUCACCAGAUGACCCCAAAGGGAUACUGACUAGCCACUGUCGCGGGUCGCCAAAACUACGAUAUCUACUACGGUUAGUGGCAGAGUUGGUUAUCUUACGCAAAGAAAAGCUAUUGAUAUUUGCCACCAUGCCGGCACAGGUCCUUUGGUUAGAGAGUGUCCUACAGCAUCUCGACCUCGAUGCCCAUUCGUAUAGGGCGGGUUUAAAGGUGGAAGACCGACAAAUCUUGACUGAUACGUUUCAUAAGUCUCCAAAUAAGUGUUAUAUUCUAAUAACGUCUUUUUGGGUGUGUUGCACAGGGCUAAAUCUGCAAGGUCAUUGCCGCAAUCUGGUAUUUUGGGACUCCGCUCCAAUUUCUGUUGAACAGCAAGCUUUAGGGAGGCUGAAAAGGGUCGGAGCAACAAAAACUAUUCGACUGUUUCGGCUGUACGUCGAAAACACCUUCAGCACCAGGCAGAACAUGAAAUAUAUCUACCAGGCAAUUCCGGGUCUUAUGGCUCAACUGAAUAUGGAAGUAUUUGGAAAUAAUCAUGACGAUGGUAAAAUUUGUUUGGGUGACUGGGUCAUUCAUGAGGGCCAGCUGGUUAAGGCUGAUGAUCCAUCGGUGGCUGGGCUUCAGUUAAAGGUUUUAGACGGUGGAGAGUUGCUCAUUUGCAUUCUGAAGGUACUGCAAGGGAAAAAAAUAGAGUACGAUUAA
Molecule: messenger RNA, 1701 nt
Organism: Nannizzia gypsea CBS 118893
Lineage: Eukaryota; Fungi; Ascomycota; Eurotiomycetes; Onygenales; Arthrodermataceae
Exons: 2
Coding region: 1-1701 (566 amino acids)
Molecular function (GO): ATP-dependent chromatin remodeler activity; ATP binding
Source: RefSeq, a predicted model, not a curated record